This is a messenger RNA of Talpa occidentalis (Iberian mole), 966 nucleotides long. RefSeq names its product olfactory receptor 51F1-like. The record is from RefSeq and is a predicted model, not a curated record. NCBI's taxonomy places the organism in Eukaryota, Metazoa, Chordata, Mammalia, Eulipotyphla, Talpidae. Gene Ontology annotation, molecular function: G protein-coupled receptor activity; olfactory receptor activity. The transcript has a single exon. Gene Ontology annotation, cellular component: membrane. Gene Ontology annotation, biological process: G protein-coupled receptor signaling pathway. Bases 1 to 966 code for a protein of 321 amino acids.
AUGCCACAAAUCCAAGACAACAUGGAGAUCCUUAGUAACUUCACAUCUACAUUUCCAACCUUCUUGUUGACCGGCAUUCCAGGCUUGGAAUCUGUCCAUGGCUGGAUCUCCAUUCCCUUCUGUUGUCUCUAUGCCAUUGCCCUUACUGGGAACAGCAUGAUCCUGUUUGUCAUCAUCACCCAGCAGAGUCUGCAUGAGCCCAUGUACUAUUUCCUCUCCAUGCUGUCAGCCACUGACCUGGGCUUGACUGUGUCUACAAUGUCAACAACAUUAGCUAUCCUCUGGUUUGAUGCAAGACAAAUCAGUCUAGAUUCCUGCAUUAUCCAGAUGUUUUUUCUUCAUGGAUUUUCUUCCAUGGAAUCUGGAGUGCUGGUGGCCAUGGCCUUCGACCGCUAUGUGGCCAUCUGUGACCCUCUCAGGUACACUACCAUUCUCACUAAUCCCAGAAUCAUUCAGAUGUAUCUAAUAAUCAGUGCACGCACUGUAAUAUUGAUAGUGAUCGUACUCUUGCUCCUUAAGCGUGUCUCUUUCUGCAGAAAGAAUCUCCUUUCCCACUCCUAUUGCUACCACCCAGAUGUGAUUAAAUUAGCAUGCUCAGAUACUCGGGUCAACAGCAUCUUUGGAUUAAUUGGUCUCAUCCUGAACACAGGAAUAGAUAUACCAGGUAUUGUUGUUUCUUAUAUCUUGAUCAUUCGCUCUGUUCUCAGAAUUGCCUCCCCUGAAGAACAACACAAGACCUUUAGCACCUGUGUCUCCCACAUUGGAGCAGUUGCUACUUUCUACAUCCCCCUGAUAAGUCUGUCCUUGGUGCAUCGCUAUGCUCAUUCAGCCCCCAAAGUGGUCCAUUCAAUGAUGUCCAAUAUAUACCUGAUUUUGCCCCCUGUGAUCAACCCCAUCAUCUAUAGUGUAAAGACAAAACAGAUUCGCAAAGCUAUAUUCAGUACUCUCCUUCCAAAUAAACAGUGA